CACACUACUUCCAUGGCUAAUGGGCCCGGCGAUGUUUUUUCGGGACUCGAUCUGGACUUUAGCACCAUCACUGUCCCAGCUACUCGCCACGCGCUCCGACUGCGGGCCUGAGCCGCGCCGUUUGCCACCACGCGCUCGCAAUGCUUCCUGCGCAGCACGCAGCAGUACCCGCAGGUCCUCCCAGGUACGCGCCCGCUGUAUGAAUUGUGACUCAUGCGGAUGUUCCGAACCACCCGGGAACGCCGUAUAAGACGCACGCACGGUUGCAUGGAAACUGUCCGUAUCAUAUCCUUGUUUCUUCCCCUCCCACAUGGAGCUCGACACCAAAACCCCCCUCCUCGCCGUCCCGGCCGACGCACGACAGGAUGCCGUCCUACGCAGGUCUCGGGAACGCGGCGGGUUCGUCAAAGCAGUUGCCGUGGCGGCGCUGUUCUUUUGGCUGGGACUACGCUACCGUGAGUUCGUGACGGAUGGUGUGUCGAGAGCGCUCGUCGCUGUCCACGACGAGCCGGAGCCUGCUGCUCCAUGGCCCAUCCCGGAGGAGUACACCGCCGACUGUGUAGACUGGACUGGGAUCGGUGCAUCCCCCGCAGGCGACGAGCUCCCCCUCUCCGCUGAGGCUGGACUCGAGCUCCCAGUCUCCGCCGAAUCGCUUUUCGUCCUCUCCCGCGCCGUCGAGCACCACGAGCUGUUCGCCAGCGGACACGUCAAGUUCGUACAGUCCGGCAACGCGGACGCGAUCAAGGUCGACGCGACGGCGUACUUCUAUCACGAGGAGUACCUGGCGCAUUCCAAGAUGUGUCUGCUGACCAGCGGUCAAGGGGAGAGCGGCGUUGGGCUCUUCACAAACUGGGCGUCCAAGCCGGACCACCGCCGCCAUCGGCAUGCGCGAGUGCGCUUGGAUGUCACGCUCACCGUGCCCGCGGUCCAAGGCCUCCCACUCGAGCGUCUGUGGACCGAUUUGACUGCCUUUGAGCAGAAGUUUGGGGAUCUGAGUGCGAUUGCUUUCGACUCGCUGUAUAUCAAAGGCGCUGUGGGUGCGAUCUCGGCUGAGGCUCUGCAAGCGAACGUUGCACACGUCACCACUAACGUGGGUUCCAUCGAGCUAGCAAGGCUCAGCGCUACCUCCGCAAAUGUCACCACUUCGGCCGGUCAGGUCACGGGCUUGUUUUCGGCGUCAGAAUCUCUCGGUCUGGUCACCUCGACUGGAUCGAUUGUUGCGCAAAUUGAAUUGUCGGACGACGCUGCUGAUGGUCCUGCCCAGCUGGUUCUCCACACAUCCGCCGGAUCGAUCGACUCCACCGUGACACUGUCCAGCACCAAGGCCGAUGCAGCCUUUAACGUCACAGCAGAGACCUCGACUGGCAAGCUCACGCUCGCGGUGCCUUCUGCCCCCCUCGACUCAACGAUUACCAUCGACGCGCGGAAUGGAUUCGGGGCGGCGCGGGUGUCGCUCCCUCCCACUUUCGAAGGAUCCCUGCGUGCGAAGACAAGCUUCGGCUCGACGUCCGUCAAUGUCGCGGAAAAGGUCGAAGAUCCUAGUGGCCAAGGCCGCAAACGCCAAGUUUCCAUCUCCACAAAGCGAUCGAGCGUCGAGGGGAGUGUUGGCUGGAGCACAGAAGGUCUGAGUCGGGGAAGCGUGAAUGUCGAGACGAAUGUUGCGGGUGUCACAUUGGACAUUUGAAGAUGAAGAUACAGGGCUUUCCCGUUCCAAUUUUGAAGAUCAUGUACCUGGGCUCGGGAUUGGGAACCCUGCUCCAACUGCUUGUCGUGGGCUAGUUAAUAACUGGGGUGUACUGGAAUUGAUGAGUAAUGUCGCGAGCCCUGAAUCCGUGCAACUUCAAUGAAAUUCCGCGCAAGUCGUGGU
Messenger RNA from Mycena citricolor, 1867 nucleotides. Lineage: Eukaryota; Fungi; Basidiomycota; Agaricomycetes; Agaricales; Mycenaceae. The record is from the annotation of a GenBank genome assembly.